AUGUCGUCUCAACCACAAAGCUCAAUACCAGGCUACCGCCCAGGUCCCAUCCUAAGCAGGAACAAGAAACUCUUUCUCGCGAGCCUAGUCUUCAUUCCCACCGCCAGCUAUAUCUGGCUCAAACGCCUUGAAACAAAAUCCAAGCAAGAGACGAGAUUACUCGAAGAAGAAGGUCGUCGCAGUUGGAUUCAAUCCGAGAAAGAACGCCUCUCGGCAAAAGACCUAAGUGUCGCGGUGGGGAGAAGUGGUGGUGGUAUCUAG
This is a messenger RNA of Exophiala bonariae, 261 nucleotides long. RefSeq lists its product as uncharacterized. Lineage: Eukaryota; Fungi; Ascomycota; Eurotiomycetes; Chaetothyriales; Herpotrichiellaceae. The transcript is spliced from 2 exons. The record is from RefSeq and is a predicted model, not a curated record. The coding region runs from base 1 to 261 and encodes 86 amino acids.